UAAUUAUAUGGAAAAAUGGAAGUAUUUAAUUUUAUCUGUGAUACAUUCCAUAUGUUUAGAUCAAUGAUCGAAGUGCCUGAUAAACUGAAACUAAGUGCUCUAAAAGUUAACCUUAUUGAUGAAGCUGGUAUUGAAUUGUUUGAAGGAAAUAAUCUUACCGAAAUAUCAAUACUCGAAAAAGAGUUUGUAGUUUCAUUUGAUUACAAAUCAGAUCAAGAUCAGCAAGUUUUGAGCCCUGUUACUUCUUACAAUAUUAUUUAUGUUACUGUUAAUUCUGAAGAAAAUGCUUACAAUGAUGGAAAUCCUAUUCUAAGUGUUAGUUAUAGUUCAAAUGGAGUUUUGGAGAUCAAGGUUAUACUUAAUGGAAAUUUUUAUAGCUUUUCUUACAUACAGCCACUUGAAAUAAGUCAAUGGUUGAACAUUGAAAUAUGUCAAAUUUUAAUUGAUGGAAAUUACAAUUACAAAAUAAAAUUAAAUGGGAGCAUUGUUUUCACAAAUAUAAGUAAUCAACUUCAAAGUUAUAAAAAUGUUAUAACUUAUGCUUCAAAUCCAUGGAACUCAACACAGGGCUUCAUCAAGAAUUUUUUUGUUGUCAAUGGAAUUUCAUCUUCUUGGCUUGAUCAGUGGAGUGAUUGGUCAAGCUGCAAUACUUCCCAUGGAUAUGGGUUUAUGAACAGAACAAGACAUUUUUAUGCAUCAGAAAGUUCAAUUUGGAGUUUUGUUGAAGAUUUACCUUAUGUAAUAGAAUGUUACAUAUAUAAAGAUGCAUGUCAAAUGAUUAACAAUGUAAUAGAGGACAUAUCAACUCCUUUAGAGAAAUCAAAAAAUAUCACUGAAAUGCCAAUACUAAAUCCAGAAUUUUUAGUUUCAUUUGAUUUCAUUCCUUAUUCAUUUAACAGCAACUUUAGCAGUAUUAUUCAAUUUAUCAUUGAUGAUGUUACAACUGGUUAUCCUGGAGUUUGGCUUAAUGAUCUUGGAGUUCUUCUAAUUUUAGCCUUACAUAAUGGUACCAAUUUCAUAUUUCGCACCGAUUUUGCACUUCCAUUAAAUCAAUGGUCAAAAAUUGAGAUCAGUCAAAUCUUCAUAAAUGGAAGUUAUGUAUAUAAAAUCAAAGUAAACGACACAUAUGUUGCAUCUGAAAUCAACACACAAGUUCGAAGUUUUAAAAAUGUUGUAUUGUACGCUUCAAAUCCAUGGAAUGUUUCUCAAAAUGGCUCAAUAAAAAACGUUUUUAUUGUCAACAAUCAAGCAAUUAUAUCAAUUUACUAUACAACUGAAGGUACUUUGUUACAAUGGAGUAUAUGGUCAAGCUGUAAUAUAUCAAAUGGAUAUGGAUUUUAUAAUAGAACAAGAUAUUUGGAUAAAAAAUGCUUUACAGAAUUCAAGGAAUGUUAUGCAUACAAAGAUACAUGCCAAAUGGUUAUCUAUGUAAUAGAGGAUACUACAACUCUUUUAAAAAAAGCAAAAAAUAUCACUGAAAUGCCAAUACUGGAUACAGAAUUUUUAAUUUCCUUUGAUUUGAUUCCUUAUUCAUUUAAUAGUAACUUAAGCAAUGUUAUUCAUUUUAUUGUUGAUUCUGAUAAUGUUACAACUGGAGUCUGGCUUGAUGGUCUUGGAGUACUUAAAGUUUCACACCCUAAUUAAUGACACUA
Messenger RNA from Hydra vulgaris (swiftwater hydra), 1652 nucleotides. The record is from RefSeq and is a predicted model, not a curated record. Lineage: Eukaryota; Metazoa; Cnidaria; Hydrozoa; Anthoathecata; Hydridae.